AUGUCUGAAUCACCCGAUGUUGCCCACAAGAAGCGCAAGCUGCAGGACGGUCCCGAACUCGAGAUUGAUGUCUCUGCACCGGAGCCGCAGUCUAAAAAAGCCCUGCGCAAAGCGAAAAAGCAGAAGUCAGAGCCCACUGCCGAGGGUUCUGAAAAGAAUGAAAAGAAGAAGCUUCAACCCCCCAAGGCAGGAACAGAGGAGACACCAGCUAAACGCUCCGACUAUGGAGUUUGGAUCGGCAACCUGGCUUUCACUGUGACCAGAGAUGACCUUCGCCAAUUCUUUACCAGCAACUGUUCCUUUAACGAUGAUACGAUUACUCGAAUCCACAUGCCCAAGGGACAAGAAAAAUUUGGAAAGGUCCAGAACAAGGGCUUUGCCUAUGUCGACUUCUCUACCCCGAAGGCUCUAGAGGAGGCAUUGGGUUUAAGCGAGCAGCUUGUGACGGGUCGCCGAGUAUUGAUCAAGAAUGCAAAGAGCUUCGAGGGUCGGCCCGAGAAAUCUCGCGAUCAGGAAAACGCAACCAUCAAGCCUGGACACCCUCCAUCCCGCCGCAUCUUCGUCGGCAACUUGGGAUUCGAUGUCACCAAGGAAAUCAUGGAGGGGCACUUCAGCCAAUGCGGUACACUAGCUAAUGUGCAUCUGGCGACUUUCCAAGACUCAGGAAAAUGCAAGGGAUAUGGUUGGGUGGAGUUUGAAGAUAUUACUUCAGCGGAAACAGCGGUCAGAGGUUUCAUGAUGGUUGGUGAGGAUGAGGAUUCAUCCGACAGCUCAGAUACCGAAUCUGAAAAGCCAAAGAAAAAGCUGAAGAGCACGAAGCGUAAAGUGUGGGUGAACCAGCUUCUCGGCCGCCGCAUGAAGUUGGAGUUCGCGGAGGAUGCCACCACUCGCUACAAGAAACGCUUUGGUAAGGAUGGCGAGGGUCGGAAGAACGAUUCGGAAUCUAGCGAGACCAGUGGAUCUGAACGUCCUCGAACCUUCAAGCCGAAGAAGCCGGAAAUUGAUGACUCUCGAUACUCCAAGGAGACCGUGCAGCGGCUCAGCGGUGCAAUUGUUGAGGGUCAAGGCUCCAAAAUCACGUUUGACUGA
This is a messenger RNA of Penicillium odoratum, 1089 nucleotides long. RefSeq names its product putative RNA binding protein Rnp24. The record is from RefSeq and is a predicted model, not a curated record. Bases 1 to 1089 code for a protein of 362 amino acids. Gene Ontology annotation, molecular function: RNA binding. The transcript has a single exon. Lineage: Eukaryota; Fungi; Ascomycota; Eurotiomycetes; Eurotiales; Aspergillaceae.